UGAAAUUUUUUAACGAACAUAAAUAACCAACCACUCACGUUCAGUGCAGAGCAUUGUACAAACUAGAUAUACAUUUUUUCUUAUAUCGUUUUUCCGAAUCUUGCGAUUUCACAUCAACAAGUUACAUUCAAAAUUUUGUGAGCUCGAGUGUUAAAUUAACUGCCGGCAAAAUUAUAUUCACGUGGUUUUUGUUUUAUUUACUUUCCAAUAAAAAAACCGACCGCAAAAUGUCGUCAACCGAUGACAAAACCGAUAGCGGCUCAAAAAAUAAGCUGGAUAUCGAAGCAUUUAGACAUCAUUUACUUAACUACAGAACAAAGGCAGACGAUUCGGAAUCUGAUCUAUACCAAUUCGAUUUGGACUCUAGUUUCAAGCGUAUGCUUGACGAAAAACGACAAGCUACCAACAAAGAGAACAAUCCACCAUCGACUGAACCAUCAACAUCAUCAACCAAUCCACCGGAAAAACCAAUGCGCAAAGAUUUGAUGAAAGAACGUUUGCGAAGCCGUAUUGACGAUUCGUAUAUGGAUCAAUCAUACAUGAUGGAAUAUAGCGUUGGCAGUGAAAUGGAAUUUUCAACGAUAAAUCGUCUAAUGGCUGAUUUCAAUAUAAAUCGUGAUUCGUCGGUGUGCCAAAAACGGUCACCAUUGAAAAUGUUGAAAAUAACUGGCGACUCACUGAACGAAAAUGGAUUUUCGUAUCAAAUUCAACGUUCGGAAAAUUCAACCGAUGCAACCAAUCAACCAAGAAAUCAAGCAACCAAUGAUCUAGCUGCUACUGCAUCGGCCAACAUUGCGGAUGAUACACUAGAAGAGAUUGAAUAUGUUUUAGAUCGUGGUUUGAACUAUGUACCAAAGCGACUUAUUAACGAGAUAAAGCAGACACCGAAAGAUGGAUUAGAAAAGUGUGAAAAUCAAACGGAUGAGAUGAAAACCUAUGAAAAUGACGAAAACCAAGAAAACAACGAGAAUCAAGAGAAUAUUGAAAAUGAUGUUGAAAAAAAGAUAAAUACAUUUUCUGAUUAUAAAACUGAAGGAAAUUUCUAUGAAGAUGAAAUAAUUGUGCUCGAUUCCAGUCCAGAGACUAGUUUUGCAACAACACAAAAUACAGAAUGUUUUAAAUCAGCAUUCGAAUCCAAUGAGACGACAUAUCAUACAGCAAAAUCCGAUCUGAACAAUGUGUCUGUGGUGUCAAUUGAUUCAGAUUCGGAUUCAGCUAUCAAUGAAUCGAUGAACAAAUCAGAAAUUGAAAAUUCCAAUCAAAUGAUUGCCCAAGAUUCUGGCGAAGGAAGUUUAGAAUUGAAUGCAAGCGUUCAAAAUGAUGUCACAUCGUCUAGUGAUAAAUAUGGUGACAUGCCCAAUUUUAAUGAUACAUUAGAGCGCGUGGAAUACAUGAUGGAACAAGGGCGUAUGAUGAUGCUCGAUAAAAAUGCAAGAAAUACACCCAUUCAAAAUGUAAAGUCACAAAAUGCACAGAAGAAAACACCGAUUUCGCAAACAAAGAAAACACCGAUUUCGCAAACAAAAAAAACACCGAUUUCGCAUACAAAGAAAACACCAGUUUCGCAAACAAAGUCAAAAGUUUUAACGCCCAGUUCAUCGUCGGCGAAGAAAACUGGCAACGCUGGUGGUGUCAAGCAUUUUACACCAAACAAUGCCGAUUUAUUCAAACGGCCAGAUCAACGCACUGUACGUUCACCAUUUGGAGCCAAAUCGGCGUCAGCAUCAAAAGCUCAUGCACCACCACAACAUUCACGCAUCCCAAUGAAAACUAGUUCAUUGCAGAAACCACAAUUUCGUCAUAUUGCCAGUCCGAUUGCAGCUUAUAUAAAUAACACACCAGAAGUUCCGCUUAUAAAAACAGUUCGACCAGCACGAAACUUACAUAUGGAAGACUUCAAUAAGAUGUAUCCAUCGACAUCGUCACUUGAUGAAAGUACACAAAGUGUUGAAAUAUUACCAAUGAAAUCGGCAUUGCCACGUAAAAUGUACAUAUCGGCACCACAACGAAAGAUCAUUGAUCAACGGCACAUGGUUACGCCAGGCGGCCAAAGUGUUCAGAAACUGAUUGGUCCAGCACCAUUGGUAAUUCGUCAUGACGGUAAAGUAAAAAGUCAACAGAAUCAGGGACGCGCAGUUGCGCAAAUGUUCGAAGACAGUUUGGCUGAUCUUUCAAUUGCAUCUGGUGAUAUUUCAGUCCAAGUUGUUCAAGAUGUUCAUCGCAAAAAUUAAACACACGACUGACACGAUAUUAUGCUUUUUUUUAUCUCUCUCAAGUUUGUCAUACGUAUUAUGUAUUUUUCAAUCCAUAUUUUAUCAAAUAAAGUUCCAAUAAUUUAAA
Molecule: messenger RNA, 2340 nt
Organism: Contarinia nasturtii (swede midge)
Lineage: Eukaryota; Metazoa; Arthropoda; Insecta; Diptera; Cecidomyiidae
Exons: 7
Coding region: 228-2231 (667 amino acids)
Source: RefSeq, a predicted model, not a curated record